This is a messenger RNA of Myxocyprinus asiaticus (Chinese sucker), 7116 nucleotides long. It is a transcript of the gene dennd1a, whose product is annotated as DENN/MADD domain containing 1A. Bases 122 to 3124 code for a protein of 1000 amino acids. Gene Ontology annotation, cellular component: clathrin-coated vesicle; cytosol. Gene Ontology annotation, molecular function: guanyl-nucleotide exchange factor activity; phosphatidylinositol phosphate binding. The transcript has 24 exons. The record is from RefSeq and is a predicted model, not a curated record. NCBI's taxonomy places the organism in Eukaryota, Metazoa, Chordata, Actinopteri, Cypriniformes, Catostomidae. Gene Ontology annotation, biological process: endocytosis; endocytic recycling.
GGAGACCAUGGCGUUCCUGUGCAGUAGCCUAUGUGACGGGGAAAACAGGGAAAUAUAACUCGGACAGCGGGUUAUUUUCAGAUUAAUGCGAGGAACGGAUUGGAUUUAAAUAAGGGAAAAAAUGGGCUCUCGUAUCAAGGAGAGCCCCGGGUCAACCUUUGAGGUGUACAUGGAAGUGGUGCAUUCUGGGACGGCUGGCUCUGGACCAGAGGUGCGAAGGAGUUUCCCUGACACAUACACUGACCAGGAAACGUUACAGACUAUCCCAAAGUUUUGUUUCCCCUUCAGUGUGGACAGUAUGGCAGUGGGUCAGGUGGGGCAGAACUUCACAUUUGUAUUAACAGAUAUCGAGAGUAAACAGCGCUUUGGUUUCUGUCGGCUCUCAUCGGGAGCUCACAGCUGCCACUGUAUCCUCAGCUAUCUUCCCUGGUUUGAGGUCUUUUACAAGUUACUGAAUAUCUUGUCAGACUACACAACCAAAGGACAGGACAGUCAGUGGAGAGAGUUAUUAGAGUGUCUUCAUGUGUUGAACAUCCCUCAUCCUGGAGUGCCUGUGCAUUUGAGUGUGCAUUUGUUUUUCACAGUGCCUGAUCCUAGAGAGUUACCUAGUAUACCUGAAAAUAGAAAUCUGACAGAGUAUUUUGUAGCAGUGGACGUAAAUAACAUGCUUCAUCUUUAUGCGAGCAUGCUGUACGAAAGACGAAUCCUCAUCAGCUGCAGCAAGCUCAGCACUUUAACUGCAUGUGUUCAUGGAGCUGCGGCCAUGUUGUAUCCCAUGUACUGGCAGCAUGUUUACAUUCCAGUGCUGCCACAGCACUUAAUAGACUACUGCUGUGCUCCAAUGCCAUUCCUCAUUGGAGUGCAUGCCAGCCUUAUGGAGAAGGUGCGAGGUAUGGCUUUAGAUGAUCUGGUACUUCUCAAUGUGGACACAAACACUCUUGAAACGCCGUUUGAUGACCUGCAAAGCCUUCCCAAUGAUGUGGUUUCGUCUUUAAAGAACCGUUUACGGAAAGUUUCCUCGACAACAGGGGACGGGGUGGCCAGAGCUUUUCUGAAAGCACAGGCAGCUCUGUUUGGCAGUUAUAGAAAUGCACUACAAAUUGAACCGGAGGAGCCGAUCACCUUCAGCGAGGAAGCCUUCAUCACGCACAGAUCCAGCACUAUGAGACAGUUUCUACAAAACGCCAUUCAACUACAAUUCUUUAAACAGUUUAUAGAUGGCCGGUUGGAGUUGUUGAACGCUGGUGAAGGUUUUAGUGAUCAGUUUGAGGAUGAGAUCAAUAUGGGAGAAUAUGCAGGUGUUUCAGGAAGUGAUAAGACAUAUCAUCAGUGGCUUUUCACAGUAAAGAAAGGAAGCGGGGCUAUCUUAAACACGGUCAAGACAAAGGCAAAUCCUGCAAUGAAGACUGUUUACAAAUUUGCCAAAGACCAUGCCAAGAUGGGCAUCAAAGAAGUUAAAAGUCGACUUAAACAAAAGGAACUUACUGAGAACGGCUAUUCAGAAGAGCCUGGCUCUGCCCACUUUCCCUCCACGCACAGCAAGGACUCCCUUACCUGGGACCAGAGACGGCCAAUCACAGUCCACUUUGGACAGACUGAGCGGCCCCCUCGGCCACAACGUCCCCCUCCCCCCCGUCCUGCAAAACUGCAGCGCAACAAACGACCAGCCCGACCUCCUCGACCUCUGGUGGCGAAGAGACCACGCAGUAACAUUGCCGUCGAGGGAAGUCCUGAACAUUACGUGCGUCCAACCCGUCACUAUACAGUGUUUCUGUGCGAGGACUCUUCGGGUGACGAGCUGUCUCAUGACGACGACUCUAUUGCUGCUUUUCCCGAACACUUCCUACUCUCUGCUCCUUUUGAAUGGCCCCAGCCAUACAGGUCUCUUAAAGAGGCUGAGCUUGUGGAAGAAGGCGAAGAGGUUGGGGAGCGCUUCCAGGGUAACACAGCUCCGUCCAGCCCUGUGCUAGACAAGUUCUCUGACCUGAGCCUGUUGGAGGGUGCCUUCCAUAGUCAGAAGGGGGAGCCGGAAAGUACAAACAACACAAAUACUGCAAAUUUCUCUCACAGCACACACACUACCCUCAGUUCCGCACGGAGUUUGGAGGAGCUUCGAGCAGACCCACAGCAUGCCAACUUCAACUACCAGCGGAUGGAUCUUAGUUCUGGCGAGCGUACACGGACUCUUCCUGGUCUUAAAACCACCAAUCCAUACAGCAAGCUAUGGCCCCAAAGGGAGGAUCCUUCAACGCUGCUUGGCCGUGAGUGCUUGUCCUGGGAGAGGCCUCUCUCUGUGCCACCACUGGAACCCUUGGAGCAACGUCCACCUAGCAGAGAGAGCUCAAAUCCCACAGAGAAGGCGGAUGGGGCCUGUAUCACAAUUCCUCGCCCACAUGGUCGGAAAACACCCGAACCUGGUGCAGUGUUGGCACCGGCUGUGACCCUGCUGCGGGCCAGUGAAAAGGAGGGAGGAGUGACCGUCGGUGGGCAAGAGUUCCGGCAGGCACUUAACAUGUCUCCACACUCACAAUCGCAGGCUGACUUACUGAAGCCUAGCGAGCUGAAUGAGGAGCAAGGACUCGACUUGCUCAGCUUGUUGGACCCUCUGUGUGGCGCAACCAAAAAUGAGACCACCCCGCCCACAUCUAAACCUCCCUUACCUCCUCGUCCCCACCCGCCAACUUUGCCCCCAUUCCCGCCUCAAGGGUCACUCAACCCCUUCACCCAUCCACCCCAAUUCCCACCUCAAAGGCACUAUAGUCCUGUUGUCCCGAGCAAUCCUUUUGUCCCAGCCUACAUGCCUCCCAAGGGUCCCACUUAUUUCCCCACACCUCCUCGGCCCUUUUCAGUAUUUGGACAAUCAUCUGCUUUGGGCGUGGCCCCAAUGGGAGGGGCAUGGCCAAUGGGAUGUGUCCUUCCAUCCUCUAGUAGUAGUGGCUCUCUUUCAAGCCUCUUAGACUCACAUGCGCCGUCCACUCCCGCCCAACCUGCGAAAGUCCUCGUAGACACACCCUCUGAUCCAUUCAGUGACCUUCUUACCAUGGCAACCACACCAACUGUAAUGGCCACGCCACCCAAAAAGAAGGUGGAGGAUUUGCGGAGGAGGUGGGAGACUUUUGACUAGCUCCGCCCAAAACUUUCCUUGACUGCUGCUACCAACCAGCUAGGGACUGUAAAUAAGCAAAAAUUUAGAGCCAGUGGGUAUUUAAUAUUGCGCCCCCUAGUGGCCUGAAAGCACUGUCGGACAUUUCUUCCCAGAGUGUGUUGUGCUUUUUUUUUGCACGUAGCUUGCACUCUUAGCCUUGUGCACACUGUUGCUAACAAUGCAUUUCCCGUUGUAACAGAAUGAACCAUGUUGCGCCAAUAGCACCAAGCUUAACACUGAAAAUCCUAUAGUUACCAGGAUGACACUGUAUUUUCUGUAUUUGCUAGCAGUUUAGUUCUCAUAGGGACCAGACUACAGAUACAGUACUAUAGACACCAGACAAUACUGACCCAUGUCCUUGUGACCAUUGCAGUUACACUGACAUUGUUGCUGUUAUGGCAUUAACUGCCAGUUCCCUUAACAAUCAGCACUCUUUUAAUUAUAAGCUUAUUUUUUUAGCCCUACACUUAGUCCUACAGAAAAUACUUCUCUUUUUUUUAAUUAAUUAAUUUAAUUAAUCUCCAGCAGACUUGUGCUUAAACACUACAAUAAGACUAAAAAGAUUGUUAAAUUGGCAUUACAUAACAUACUUGAUGACAAAUAUUGCUUAUUCCUGCUUAAUAGAUGAUAUACUGGACAUUGCACACUACCUGCUAGAGCAUACUACAUUCUGCACUACAGAGUUCACAUAGAAUACAUCAAAGUCUAACAGUAGUUCCAGCUGUGUACUUCAUACUGUGCACUACAUUACAUACCGCAUACUAAAGUACAUACUGCACACUACAAUACAUGCUACAGUAUAUACUACUUGCUGCAUAGAGCAUAGUGUGUGAUAUAUGCUGUGUUCUGAAUAGUGUGCUACCCUACUACUUUUACUUUUCUGUUGUAUAUAGAUACAGCAGAAAUAGUAGUGUGGUAGUAUGCUAUUCCGAACUUGGCCAUAGUAAACAUGUCAGAGUUGAAGUAACAUUCCUUGUUCAGUACAAGUUAAGCUCAAUCAGUAGCAUUUUUUGAUAAAUUUUGAUUUCCACAAAAAAUAUUUGACUCAUCCCUCAUUUAAAUAAAUAAAAUAAGCAAGAAUCGUGAUUAAACUCAGGCACUUACAAUGGACGUGAAUGGGGCCAGUCCAUAAACGUUAAAAUACAUACUGUUUCAAAAGAAUAGCCACAAGACGUAAACUUUAUUUGUGCUAACAUGAUUUUAGUGUGAUGAAAUCGCUUACUAACAUUUAUCUGUGUAAUGUUAUAUCCAAUAUGAAGACUUCGUUGUCAGGACGGCGUCACGAAAACCUGUAAUCUGGUAAAUGCCGUAAAUUGGUGGUAAACCCCUGAUUUUGUCAAACUAAAAUCAUGUUAACAUAUAUAAUGUUCAUGUCUUGUGGCUAUGCUUUUGAAACAAUGUGUGUUUUAACGUUAACGAACUGGCUCUAUUCACUUCCAUUGUAAAUUCCUUACUGAAACUGAGAUUUAUGCCUUUAAAAAAAUAAACAAUAAUAAUUAACAAGGGAUGAGUCGAAAUAAUGUUUUUGUGUUAAUCAACAUUAUGGCACAAAUGCUGUCGAUUGUGCUUAACUUGAACCAGAAAUAUUCUUUUAACAGCCCUGUAGAGUGCAACACUGCCCCUAGUGGUCUGGAUACACAUUUUAAGUCAAAAUGCUGCAUGUAUUUGAUGAAUUAGCACUUGACAAAAUGAAGUCGUUACAAAUGUGUCAUCAAGCUAGAUAAAUUGUAUUUGGACGUUUUUAGAUUAAAUAUUUGGUGAAUACCCUAACUGGUACCGGCUUUACCUCUGGUUCUGCUUGCUUGUAUGUCAUUCUGAAAGUUUUAAAAUAGGUCUUCUUGAUCAGAGUUCUGUUGAGUUUCAUACAUUUAAAUGCUACCUGCUUUGAUUUGAUGUUAAAGUUUAAAAUCUGUUUUCUAUUAUUCUGAGCAUAACAAUAUUCUAGAAUUAUAGCUUUCAUAAAGCGAUCAAUCAUCCCUUAUUCGUUGUAGUGCUACCCCUUCCAAUCAAUGAUCUGCUACUGCCAUGCACACUGCAUUAUGGGUAUUUAUUCUAAUAGAGCUGGGUUUUUUUUUUUUUUUUUUUAAAUAUGCAUAUGGCUAAAUGGUGUGUUAAAAUUUAUCCUUUCUCAAACAGUUGGUUUUCUUGUCAAAGACUGUGCCUGUUUCUUUGUUUUAGUUUAGAACUAGACACAAUCUGUCAGUAGACCUUGUUAUAUGCAAUUUUUUUUCUAUACGUUGCAAGUAGGAGAACACUGUUUGUGCAAAUCUUGACAUGGCGGAAUUUUUUUUUAACUGUGUGUCCAACCAAAUGCUCAAACCCAAAAGAAACACAUUAUUUUUGUCCAUGUCAGGGAACAUCAGGGAGUGAAUUGGUGUCUUUCCUUCUCUGGUUUUAUUGUUGUAUUUAAAGGUAUGAAAUAAUGUUAUUUGUGUUAUUAUUAUUAAAAGUGUUCUUCAACAUAUGUAUCUACCCUGUAGAGCUGUUAGACAUGUUCCGUUAGUUUAUCCGUUUAGUUCUCCUGUCUAAUUUGGCCUUAAAUUGGAGUUUUUGUGUGUGGGAGUAUGAAAGCUGAGAGCUGUUCAUGGUGAGAGGUUUGUUUUGCAUUUCUGGUCUUACAGUGUUUUGAUUUUGAGACAUUCUGGUUAACGUUUGCAUUUUGUUUCUUAAAAAUGUUGAAAGAAAAUUUCCACGUUUAACAUGGGAUUUCAGGUUGGUACAUUUAGGGGUACAGUAAACACAGGAACACUGUCUUUGAUAAAUCAUACCGAUAUUUCAAAACAAGCUCAGUGUAAAUUGAAGCUAAUACAGAUUGACGAGGUAUGUGACUUAUGAGGUUAUGUAGAAUACACUGAGUGGUACUGCACUGGAUUGCCAUGAGCUUCUAGUAUUAAGACUACAAAACAUACAAUUAUUUACAUCAGAUUACUUUACAACACUCCUUCUGAAGGAUACUGAUGUUGGAGUUUGAGUGUGCCGAGUGCUCUGUUCUAUGAGAGCCAUGCCCUUCUUAUUAAAAAUUAUUCAAGGAAAGCAUAUGAUCAAUGUGUUUUCAGCAAUGUAUUUACUGCCUUUGGGCACCAGCAAUUGUGGGAUCCAUUUGAUUGACCAUAGAAAUGAUGGCAGUGUUAACGAAAUGUCAAAUAUUGUAAUUUUUGGCUGUAAGCAGUGUAUUUAUGGUGACGCCAAAUAGGAGUUAUUUUAAUUGAAGGAUUUUGCAGAGUCCUCUAUGGCUGCUAGGAUCAGUAAAGGUUGUAUAUUAUUUAGUUUACAAUGCCUUAAACUGAAGGAAACUACAGGAAACACCAGAAUGCUCCACCUUCCUUGAAGCAGUGCAAGGAGAAUUUAAUGGGCAUAUUCAGUGUAAAUUAAAUGGUUGAAACUAAGCAAAAAGCAACCUUGCUUUUUUUAUUGUCAGCAUUUUGCUAAGUAUUCUUAGUAAUAUUCUCCUUUUCUUUUUUUUAGAGUAAACGAAAUAGUCGGAUGAACUCAAGCUGUGACAUUUUUUCUGAAUGAGUUUAAUUAGCUAAACCAAAACACAUCAUGUUUAGUGGUAAAUUCUGGACUUGGUGAAUCUCUGGGACUCGGAGAAUGUCAAACUUUAAUUGAAUUGUAUUCUGAAUGGGUCAAAGAGUUGAACAGUGAACCUCUAUUGACAGUGUCAUGUUUGGGGUUUGAAUAACACAAACCUAAACUUGUCUCGGAAUAAGAUUCGGAGAAUGCAAGCUGUGAUGACUCUCAGCAUAGUGAAAUUAUCAAAACAUCAAUACAUUUCUGAUGUGUAACAUAUCUCUCUUGGAAUGUUUCCUAAUGUGAACACGUAUCCUGUUUUUUAUUAUAAUUGGUUUUUUUGUUUGUUUUUUUAAUCAUCCUGCACUUUUAUUUUUUUAUUAUUUGGAUGUUAUGAUUUUGUGUAUGUCAGAAUUAAAGAGAACACAGUAUAUUCCUGAGAAAGUGGUGUGCUUGAAAUC